UCUAUCUUUCGUUAAAGGAUGUGUGGGCUAGGUUUAAGUUUUUGGGUGUUUAGAUUAUAAUUCUAACUGUUUAACCAAUGAGAGUGAUGACUACUAAAUUACGGCCCAGCCCAAAAUUUGGCUCAGUUUUGGACUUCAAAUAUGGGCCAAGUCAGUUACUACCCUUAAGACACGGAUUUGAGCAAGCAUAAAACUAAAAGUAUAGUCUUAAAGCCAUAGGUUGUUGUACCGUGGGGCCUUUUUCUUGUAGAAAAUACCAUUGACACCUUUAAUUUAAAACUUAAAACCUAUCCUAUCUAAAGAAAGCAUAGAGAUGGUUUCAAAGUUUAAACAAGAAGAAAAUAAAGCAAUUGGUUAGAUAGUGUUGGAUGGAAUGAUUAUGGAUAAGACUGGAGUUACCAAACAUAGUUAGAGUUUACUUAUUUUGGUGGUUACUAAUCACUAAGCUGGUUGACUUAUUUAUCUUUUUGCAACAAACUAAGAGUAGACAACACAUGUUGAACAUUAUUUCAGAUUCGUGUUUAUGAACAUUUGGAUGGGUAACCACAUUUUCUCUUUCACAUUAACUAUCUUUAAUAGUAGAUGUUUUAAUUUUAAUAAUGUUUCAUUUAAAAACCGCACUUGGAUCGGACUAACGAUAUUUUCUUUUCUUUUCCACAUUAACCAUCUUUAAUAGUAUAGGUUUUUAUUUAAUUUAAUUUAAUGAUUUUCAUUUUAGUUUUAGUUUUCUCGCUCACCCCUAAUCUCACGUUUAAGUGUAUGAUUAAUAAAAAAUAUUUAUUGUUUAAUACGUUAUAUUUUAGUCAUAAUCGUUUGCGUUUAUAUCGUAGGAUCGGAAUGUGAAUCGGAACUUUUGUUGUUUAAAUUUUAUUUUGUUUAUAUAAUUAAUUCUUUUAUUUCGCUUUUAUAGGAUGAGUGAAGAGUGUGGCCACUCUGGAGACAAAGCCCCACCAACUUCUAUCAUUCUCUCUGUUGGUUCGUUCAUCAAUCGCUUCCUUAAUCUGAUAAACUACAUCAUUGUGUCCUCUCUCUCUCUCUCUCUUGAUCUCUACUCAAACAUGGCAACCCAGUUUUCAUGAGCAUAAUUUGAUUUCUCAAAGCUCCCAAGAUUCAAAAGUUUAUCACUGUUCAGUUGCAGUCAUCACUGAUCAGUCUCGUAGUAGCAGGAGCAAACCGGAAGCUAUGGCUUCUAAGAUUAACAGAACUGGUGCAUCUGAAACCACUCUGAGCAAAUCAUCUCCAGGAUCUCUGAGAGUGCCUAAACUGACUCGGAUCACGACUAGAUCUGAACCUAACACUCCUUCACCCACUCAACACUCACGUCUCUCCCUUGACCGCUCUUCCGCUAACUCAAAGCCUUCUUCUGAAAAGAGGUCUCCCAAACUUCCAACUCCACCAGAAAAAACUCAAACACGGUCUGUGAAAGGAUCAGAAUCUCAGCCUCGGUUACUCCAGAUGAAGGAAGAUCUGAGGAAAGCAAACGAGGUGAUAGCAUCACUUGAAAACGAAAAAGCUAAAACACUUGAAGAACUCAAACAACUGCGUAAAGACGCUGAAGAGGCCUCAAAGAAGCUUGACGAGGCCUUAAAAGCUCAUGAAAAGGCCGAGGAGGAUUUCGAAAUUUCGAAAUUCCAAGCUGUUGAGGCAAGGAUAGAGGCAGUUCAGAGAAAAGAAGAAGAAAUGAAGAAAGAAAUCGAGAACGUCAAGAACCAACACGCUUCUGAAGCUUCAUCAGCUCUUCUUUCCGCCACCCGGGAGCUGGAGAGAGUCAGUCAAGAGCUGGCGGCAGCUAACGACGCCAAGAGCAAGGUUCAGAGUGAAGCAGAUGAUGCCACCAAGAUGGCUGCUAUAUACGCGGAGAAAGUGGAGAUCUUAUCAUCUGAGCUGAUACGGUUAAAGGCUUUGCUUGAUUCGACAAGAGAGAAGGAAACAAUCUCCAACAAGGAGAUCGCUUCGAAGCUAGGAGCGGAGAUAGUGGUCUUGAAAAGAGAGCUUGAGAACGCGAGAGGAUUCGAAGAAAAGGUCAAUGAGCUAGAGAGUGUCAUCGAGAGGCUUAAGGAAGAGUUACAAUCUGUAAAGUUGGCGGAGACUUACGCACAGAGCUCAGGUGAAGAGUGGCGUAACAAAGCAGAAGAGUUGGAGGAACAGUUAGAGGAAGCUGAGGAGGUUAAGAGAUCUGCAUUGGUUUCUUUGGUAUCUAUGACGAAGCAGCUGGAAGAAAGCAAUGGUAGAUUGCAGGAUAUGGAGUCUGAAGUUACUGAUCUCAAGGAGAAGAUCAGGUUACUGGAGUCGGUGGUUGCUAGGAAGAAGGAGGAUCUUGAGGUAUCUGAAGAGAGGCUAAGUGUUGCAGAAGAAGAAUUAUCAAAGGCCGAGAAACUAAAGAAUGAGCUUGAAACUGUGAAGGAGGAGAAGAAUCAGGCGUUAAAGAAAGAGCGAGACGCUGCUUCAAGCGUUCAGAUUCUGUUAGAAGAGAAAAGCAAGCUGUUAUCAGAGGUGGAGAGAUCGAGAGAGGAAGAGGAGAAGAGCAAGAAAGCUAUGGAGAGUUUAGCUUCAGCGUUGCACGAGGUGUCGUGCGAAGCACGUGAGUUGAGAGAUCUGAAGCUUGUCAUGAAAGCAACGAGCGAUAAGUACGAGGAGAUGCUUGAGGAGGCGAGGCAAGAGAUCGAUGUUCUUGUCAACGCGGUGGAGAAGACCAAGAAGGAGUUCGAGAGCUCGGUGGUGGACUGGGAGACGAGGGAAGCGGGGUUGGUUAGCCACGUGAAGAAGUUUGACGAGGAGGUUUCUUCGAUGGGGAAAGAGAUGGUUAGGUUGGGGAACCUGGUGAAGAGGACUAAAGAGGAAGCUGACGCGGCGUGGAAGAAAGAGUCAGAGAUGAGAGAUGGGUUGAAAGAGGUGGAAGACGAGGUGGUUUAUCUUCAGGAGACUCUAAGGGAAGAGAGAGCUGAGAGGUUGAAACUGAAUGAGAAGAUGUUGGAUAAAGAAACUGAGUUUCAGAGCGUUGUUCGUGAGAAUGAUUUGUUGAGAGUGAAGCAGGAGGGUUCUUUGAAGAGGAUUGAUGAGUUAGAGGAAGCAUUGGCUAAGAAACAUAGAGGUGAGGUCAGUGAGAGCGAGAAGGAGUAUGAUUUGCUUCCGAAUGUGGUUGAGUUCUCUGAGGAGAAUGGUCAUAGAAGUGGUGCAGAAGAGAAGAAAGAUGAUAGUAGAGUUGAAGUUGAGUUUAAAAUGUGGGAAAGUUGUGAGAUUGAGAAGAAAGAAGCUUUCCAUAAAGGGAAAGAGGAUCCAAAAGAAGAAGUGGAAGACGAAAGAGAGAAAACCUCACCGGAAAACAUGAAAGAAAGCAGAGAAGAGCAGGUGGUGAAUGAGGAGAAGGAGAAGAAGGUUAAGAAGAAGACUCUGUUUGGUAAAGUUGGGAACCUUCUCAAGAAGAAAGGAGCACCUGUGAAUCAGAGAUGAAUGAAAACAUCUCUUUGAUUUUUUACUACAGUUUUUUUUUUUUGGGUGGUAUUGCUGAAUCUAGCUCUUAUUACAUAAUGCAGAUACACACAUAUCCUUUGUCAUUUUGACUUCUUUCUAUGUGUUGUUAUAUUUUCUUGUUUUGGGUUUAUGGCUUUCUGAAAUAGGUUUUGUAUUCAGUUGUUGUUUGGUUAUGAUUCUUUUCUUCUUUACGAUUUGUUUUUUGACCUAUUGUGUUCUUUGUUCUUGUGUCAUCAACAAACUCCGAACAAGAUCUCUGUUUAUGUAAAAGGUUUUUAUGAUUA
Molecule: messenger RNA, 3755 nt
Organism: Brassica rapa (field mustard)
Lineage: Eukaryota; Viridiplantae; Streptophyta; Magnoliopsida; Brassicales; Brassicaceae
Product: WEB family protein At3g02930, chloroplastic
Biological process (GO): reciprocal meiotic recombination
Source: RefSeq, a predicted model, not a curated record